AUGCCGUACCACACUGUAUAUGCCAAGUGGAAGUUAAUACAAGGUAUAACUUCUGUAGACUCUCCCUUCCAGCAGUAUAAACCAAAUGUAGACCACACCUAUGGGGAAACUGCCAAAACCUGCCGUUUUAGUUUCUGGUACUGGUGGUCGGGUCCAGAGUCGGGGUCACUCCAUGUGUUAGUCAAGCCAUCUGUAGGAAAUACUUAUGAAGCCUGGAUGGUGGAUGGCAAUCUUGGCAAUCAGUGGCAACUGGCAGAGGUUGGCCUAGGUGAACUAAGUAUGGUGUUCAUUAGUCUCCAGGCUCACCGAGGCAUAAGAUAUGAGGGUGGUGGUGCUGUUGACGAUCUCAGUUUUAUUGAGUGUGCCACUCCAGGUUUUCCCCCUAAUGGACUGACAUGUAAGGACUUAGGGCAAUACCAGUGCAGCAGUGGUGCCUGUGUUACUAACAGUAGUGUAUGUGACUACUCUGAUGACUGUCUUGACUAUUCUGAUGAGGCUGCAAGGGUUCCUGGGGGUUUCUUAUGUGUGCCGCUGCCCCUUUUGGGUAUGGAUUGA
Molecule: messenger RNA, 555 nt
Organism: Cherax quadricarinatus
Lineage: Eukaryota; Metazoa; Arthropoda; Malacostraca; Decapoda; Parastacidae
Source: RefSeq, a predicted model, not a curated record